This is a messenger RNA of Mycotypha africana, 1533 nucleotides long. Its product is annotated as peptidase M24, structural domain-containing protein. The record is from RefSeq and is a predicted model, not a curated record. The transcript is spliced from 6 exons. Gene Ontology annotation, biological process: proteolysis. The coding region runs from base 309 to 1328 and encodes 339 amino acids. Gene Ontology annotation, molecular function: metalloaminopeptidase activity. NCBI's taxonomy places the organism in Eukaryota, Fungi, Mucoromycota, Mucoromycetes, Mucorales, Mycotyphaceae.
AGUGACAGAAUCGUCAUCCCUUUCUAACAGCUUUUAAAAAAACAAUUUGAAGUAAAAAAAAAAAAUUGGUUUUGAACGCUUACGAGGCAAAGUUACAAUAUUCACGGAUGAAGAAAAAUUUUACUACAAAAUGCAUUCACUUGUUGUAUUAGUUUUAAUAAGUGCACAUUUGGCGCUUAUGCUCAAUGCAGACACGGGAAGACGAAAUAGACACCGCCACCAAAAAUUAUUUCCCGCCUUCCAUAGUGGGGUAUGAAGCCUGAACAUUACUGACACAUCUACUUUCUGCCAAAGAAUACGUUCAACUAAUGUAUAGAGGUUCGAGGUAUACCAAAGCUAUACUAUGCCAACAACGAAACUGUUUUCAUUCAAAUUGCAAAGCGCAAUUACCACCGCGAAGAUUCCAAACGCCACUUAAUCAGGCACCACAUCAUCGAUGGGGCAAAUAUCAACGCAUCGUCCCUGCUUCCUUCGCUCCAGUCAAUGUCAAAAACAUAACACAACGCUCUGUCCCUGAAUUCAUCCCAAAACCGCCUUACGCUGCCUCUGGCACGUCUUCCAGCUGGGGCCCUGACAUACCAAUUUUUGAAACAGAAGAAGAGAUUAAUGGGCUACGACAAGCUGGGCAGCUAGCCAAGAAGAUACUUGAAUUAGGUACAAACCUAGUCGAGAAUCACUAUAAGGAUGGUAUCUCCACCGAUAAAAUAGAUAAAAUUCUACAUGAUACUAUUAUAGAGCAUAAAGCAUAUCCUUCACCAUUGAACUACAUGGGAUUUCCAAAGAGCGUUUGUACGUCCGUAAAUAACGUCAUUGCUCACGGUAUACCAGAUGAUCGACCUCUUCAAGAAGGAGAUAUCAUAAACAUAGAUGUUACUGUAUAUUUGAAUGGGUUUCAUGGAGAUACCUCAGCUACAAUUUUAGUGGGCCAAGUGGAUGAACAGGGGAAAGCAUUAGUAGAAUGUACAAGAGAAUGUUUAAAUGAAGCAAUUCGUAUUUGCGGACCAAAAGUACCAUACAAAGAGAUUGGAAGAGUGAUCAGCCAUAUCGCAUCAAAAAAUGGAUAUUCUGUAUCAGAAGAACUUUCAGGUCAUGGUAUUGGCAAGGAAUUUCAUAGUUUACCUCUGAUUUACCAUCACCUAAAUGAUGAGGAAGGUGUCAUGGAGCCUGGUGUUUCUUUUACAAUAGAACCUAUAUUGUGCCAAGGUCUAGCAACAGGUAUAAUGUGGCCAGAUCAGUGGACAAUAGCGACGGUGGAUGGUGGUAGAAGUGCACAAUUUGAACAUACUUUACUCGUUAAUAAGGAUGGAGUAGAAAUUCUCACAAAGUAAAAGAGCCUUAUUACAGUUAAGAAUCGUUAGGCAAUAAUAGGGGAUCUCGCUUAAGCUAUAACAAACCUUCCAACUUGCUGGAACAGGAUCUGCAUGAAACGAUUUUAUUGGAUGGUUGAUCAAUCAUAAUUUUUGUGCUUGAUUGUGCAAUCUUAAAAUGAUAAAUGUAAAUAAACAAGCUACAUUGGGUGUACGUCUACUUAGU